UAUUGAAUUUUUUCCAAAGAAGAAGAAGAAGAGGGUAUUGGCAAGUUUUCCCAUUUUGAACAUUCAAUGGCCUUGCCGCCAAAGUGACGUGGUAGGGCAGGUGCGUAAUGUGCACGUUGAGUAGACCAGACUCUUUCUUCCGCCAACCAAUCACGCGACUCGUCCAGUCUCCGCUCUCCCCUAUUCAAAACCAAACUUCUCAUCCUUUUCUCGUCAAAGUCGUCGUUUCGAAGUGGUGCUCCAUUCCCAUGAUGUCGCUUCCCAAUUCCAGAGUUUCCGUCGCCAUUUUCCUCUCUUUCAUAUUCUUCACCUCCUUCCCAGGGUUGAUGUUAUGUGCAGUUGUGUCGCUAAAUUCAAUUGAGGUCUUCAGAACACACGAAUGGUUGAAAGCUACUUCAACUGUGUAUUUCCUCUGCACAGAGGAGAACAAGACGGUGCUUCCAGAUGUCAAAAGACCCCAUGUCUUUUACUCUUUCAAUGGGAAUGAAUCUUGGCAGCCUCUAAGCAGCUUUUCCAGUAAAAAGUGCAAGCGGUGUGGACUCUAUGAGGAAGACAGCAUUACUUCAGAUGAUGUAUUUGAAGAAUGGGAGUUUUGUCCUUCUGAUUUUACUGGACCUGAUGGUGAAUAUAACAGGUUCAAGGAAAAGGAAUUCAAUGCCACUUUUCUGUGCCAAGAGUGCUUAUCGCUUGCUGGUGUUUCUAGCUCUUCUGAUGGAAAAGGAAUGCAUAUAGCAGUUGCGGUUUUGCUUAGUGUUUUGGCCUCAAUUAUAGUGAUUCUUGGAGUGAUGGGUGCAUAUAAAUUCUGGCUAAAGAAGAUAAGGGAACAAGACCAGACUCGGCUUUUGAAGUUAUUUGAAGAUGGAGAUUACAUGGAAGAUGAGCUGGGCCUUGGAAAACAAAAAUCAAGCUGUUGUUGUUCUUCCUCUGUCUUCUCCAUAAGAGGUGGCUUUAUCUCUGGUCUCAGGAAUAUUUAUGCUUUAACACCCUUAGAUGUGUCUUCACUAGAAGUUAGACUAAGCUUAACUUUUAUCACUGGGCAAGACCUAUUAAAGCAGUUGAUUGACCACUUUGCUUUCGUAAAACAAGACCUAUUAUAGGCAAAGGCUACAACCUUAUGUAUAGCAUUUAACAUCUUUAAAUGCUUAAUUUUGUUGUUUGAGUUUUAAUUUUUACAUUCCAUAUAUUGUUUUGAUACAGCCCAUCACUCUAAAUGCAAUAUUCCAUUUAUUUAGUCAAGUC
Lotus japonicus is the source of this 1239-nucleotide messenger RNA. RefSeq lists its product as uncharacterized. The transcript is spliced from 6 exons. Lineage: Eukaryota; Viridiplantae; Streptophyta; Magnoliopsida; Fabales; Fabaceae. Bases 108 to 1097 code for a protein of 329 amino acids. The record is from RefSeq and is a predicted model, not a curated record.